AUGGCGACAGCGGCUACAUUGUAUAACACGCUCCCGACUCUUGAGGACGCGGAAAAGCGCUUCGUCGAACGUGAGAAACUGUUUGCAGCCGUGGGGCAACUCCUUGCUGAAUAUGGAAAUGUCUUUGGCCUCUGCCUUGUCCACGCACACUGCAUUCUGACCGACGAUGAGAUAAUGCUUGCUAGGGGAAAUGUGUCACAGCCGGAAAAGGCAACGUCACUGGUGGAAUACUACCCUGAGCGCUGGCUUUGUUCUGGGGAAGCGUACGAGUUCACCACCCGACCCACCACCCCGCCGCCGGCUGCUCUUCUUGCCGCAUUCAACCAGCUUACGUCUCAUAUUGGGGUUCUGGGCCUAUACCACAUUGAUAACGAAGACAAAGGCAGGAUGGUCGAGCACACAGAUGGGCGCAAGAACAUUCUGACGCCGCUUUCAGAGGCCUCAGCGCAACUAGCCAACCACACCGAGACGGCCUGGAAUCUGGGCAAAGGCGAUCCUGUCACCAUGUCAUGCAUGAUCUGCAGCACACAAAGGUAUGGAUGA
Histoplasma capsulatum G186AR is the source of this 543-nucleotide messenger RNA. RefSeq lists its product as uncharacterized. Bases 1 to 543 code for a protein of 180 amino acids. The record is from RefSeq and is a predicted model, not a curated record. The transcript has 2 exons. NCBI's taxonomy places the organism in Eukaryota, Fungi, Ascomycota, Eurotiomycetes, Onygenales, Ajellomycetaceae.